Molecule: messenger RNA, 5754 nt
Organism: Oncorhynchus kisutch (coho salmon)
Lineage: Eukaryota; Metazoa; Chordata; Actinopteri; Salmoniformes; Salmonidae
Gene: arpc5b
Product: actin related protein 2/3 complex, subunit 5B
Exons: 4
Coding region: 119-571 (150 amino acids)
Biological process (GO): regulation of actin filament polymerization; Arp2/3 complex-mediated actin nucleation
Cellular component (GO): actin cytoskeleton; Arp2/3 protein complex
Source: RefSeq, a predicted model, not a curated record
UAUUUUUAGAAUAUUGUCGUUUUGUUGCUGACGAGACGCUGGUGAGAGGCAGGGAGAAGGAAAGAAGCCUCUCAAACUAGAGCUGUAAACGGCAGCUUUUAUCACUAAACUUAGCACAAUGUCGAAGAAUACAGUGUCUAAUCGAUUCAGGACAGUAGACGUUGACGAAUACGACGAGAACAAAUUUGUUGACGAGGAGGAUGGAGGUGAAAAUCAGCUGGGUCCUGACGAGGCAGAAGUGGACUCGCUAAUCAGACAAGGGAACCUGAUGGAGGCCUUGCAGGCAGUCCUGAAGAACCCACCAAUCAACACCAAGAACCAGAACGUCAAGGACUGUGCCGAGGGCCUUGUGUUGAAGGUGCUGAGUGCCUUUAAGAGCAGUGACGUAGACAAGGGAGUCCAGUCUCUGGAUAAGAACGGAGUGGACCUGCUCAUGAAGUACAUCUACAAAGGCUUUGAGACGCCAUCGGAUAACAGCAGUGCCGUCCUGCUGCAGUGGCAUGAAAAGGCUCUAUCUGCAGGUGGCCUGGGAUGCAUCGUUAGAGUACUAACAGCCAGGAAGACUGUCUAACUAACAGAGGAGGAGAGGAGCCAUGUUCUUCACAGCGACCGUCUGGUGCACUUUACAACACAAGGAUGAUAUCCAGUAGAUCACAGCGUGUCACAGAGAAAGAUCCCUCCUAUCUGUCUCUGCUUGUUUUCAGAUCUCACUUCCCUAUGUCUCCCUACACAGACACACACACACACACUGAUACAGCUGUUUCACACAUUCACCCAAACACAUAACACAUGCCAAAUUGGCAUCGUUUUUAGUAUUUUUAUUCCAUUCCUUUCCUUCCCUAGACCCUCAAACACACACCAGCACAAUGCUACAGAACUCUUCUUAGGUAUGGCUUUGUUUUUCUCAGGAAAAAUCUAUUUUAUAACAGUUAUUUGUCUACCCUGCUACUCUUUUUUUAUUAAAGCUCUGAUAGGCUGGUGUCUUUGUUAAAAAGCUGAUCAGAAAAUUCCUGAUGGAACAAAAGCUUAUAAUUCUACAGAAAAUCCCUAAUUUGCCCUUCUGUGACCCGUGGGCGCAGAGGGAGGGAGGCUCCUGAAAAGCACAGCCACAGAUGGAGCGGGGUGGAUUUGCGGGUGGGGGAAGUUUUUGCCAGCAGGGGUGGUCCAGCCAUCAUCCUAUCCUGCCUGCCCUAGUUAGGGAUUAAUACCCACAAUGCAUUACGGCCCCCUUUUACUACUAGCACCACUGUUAUUAAUCCUAGACUGUGUUCCUGUAAAAACACUACCUUACCACUUAGCUAAUGUAAAGGGCAUGCAGUCUAAGUGGUGUCCUAGUAUGGGUUUAGUGAGCUCUAUGCCUUUUCCACAGUUUCUCUUACUCACUGAAUCAUGUACAGGGCAUUAUCAUGUCAGACUUUGUUGUAAUAUUGUUUAGUAAGGGAUGCAUUUGUAGUGCUUCCAGGACAUAAGAAUAGUUUCACUAAGUUGCAAACUUUCAAUAAAUUCCCUGGUUUUCCAGAAAUCGUGUUUGUAGGAUUCCAGAUUUAUUCCAUCUUGAUUCCAGGAAUCCUCCAACCGGUAAAACUAGGGAAUUUAUUUAAAGGUUCCGGAAUUUUCCAACCCUACACCUAUGAUUAUUAGUAUUUUGACAAGCAGAAUUUGCCUUGGAUGUAUUCUUUGUUCUGUCGGGCCACAUUCCCUCACCAGUAUAUUUUGUAUGCCAUCACUGCUAGUCAAUCAUGGUGUAUCUUUCUUGACAUAUUUUUUUAUUCAACUAGGCGAGUCAGUUAAACAAAUUCUUAUUUACAAUGACAGCCUAGGAACAGUGGGUUAACUGCCUUGUUCAGGGGCAGAACGACAGAUUUUUACCAGCCCAACGCUCUAACCACUAGGCCACCUGCCACCCCCACAUUUAACCUGUGUUUGUUAAAGUGUCAUGGUUUUUCUAUUGUGAUUUGUAAAUGGAACUUUGGGUCUCUUCCUGAUAAUUGAUCAGUAUUUUAAAAAGCCAUCAGUUUACAAAACAGUAAGAACACCUUCCUAAUAUUGAGUUGAACCUGCAGAACAGCCUCAAUUCGUCAGGUCAUGGACUCUACAAGGUGUUGAAAGCAUUCCACAGGGAUGCUGGCCCAUGUUGUCUUCAAUGCUUCCCACUGUUAAGUUGGCUGGAUGUCCUUUGGGUGGUGGACCAUUCUUAAUGAACACGGGAAACUGUUGCGCAUGAAAAACGCAGCAGCGUUGCAGUUCCUGAUACAAACCUGUACGCUUGGCACCUACUACCAUACCCCGUUCAAAUGCAUUUCAUAUUUUGUUUUGCUCAUUCACCCUCUGAAUGGCACACAUACACAGUCCGUGUCUCUUGUCUCAAGGCUUAAAAAUCAUUUUAACCUGGCUCCUCCCCUUCACUGAUGAGUGAAGUUGAUUUAACAUGUGACUACUUUAAAGGAUCAUAGCUUUCACCUGGUCAGUCUGUCAUGGAAAGAGCAGGUGUUCAUAAUGUUUUGUACCCUCAGUGCGCUUACAUUUAUUUUGUAUAAGACCCAAGUAUUUGGAAUAUGAACCCAGGAAAUGUGUUUGGUUGAAAUACAACCAUGCAUUAGGUAGGACAGUAUUUUGUGGUGCACAACCAUGCAUUAGGUAGGACAGUAUUUUGUGGUGCACAACCAUGCAUUAGGUAGGACAGUAUUUUGUGGUGCACAACCAUGCAUUAGGUAGGACAGUAUUUUGUGGUGCACAACCAUGCAUUAGGUAGGACAGUAUUUUGUGGUGCACAACCAUGCAUUAGGUAGGACAGUAUUUUGUGGUGCACAACCAUGCAUUAGGUAGGACAGUAUUUUGUGGUGCACAACCAUGCAUUAGGUAGGACAGUAUUUUGUGGUGCACAACCAUGCAUUAGGUAGGACAGUAUUUUGUGGUGCACAACCAUGCAUUAGGUAGGACAGUAUUUUGUGGUGCACAACCAUGCAUUAGGUAGGACAGUAUUUUGUGGUGCACAACCAUGCAUUAGGUAGGACAGUAUUUUGUGGUGCACAACCAUGCAUUAGGUAGGACAGUAUUUUGUGGUGCACAACCAUGCAUUAGGUAGGACAGUAUUUUGUGGUGCACAACCAUGCAUUAGGUAGGACAGUAUUUUGUGGUGCACAACCAUGCAUUAGGUAGGACAGUAUUUUGUGGUGCACAACCAUGCAUUAGGUAGGACAGUAUUUUGUGGUGCACAACCAUGCAUUAGGUAGGACAGUAUUUUGUGGUGCACAACCAUGCAUUAGGUAGGACAGUAUUUUGUGGUGCACAACCAAACACUUCCCCUGGCUUUUGUGUCAUGCAUUGUGAGCAGCCCCUGAUCUCUGUCUGUCUGCCUUUACUGCUGUCUGCUUUAUCUGCCUUUACUGCUGUCUGCUUUAUCUGCCUUUACUGCUGUCUGCUUUACUGCUGUCUGCUUUGCUACUGUCUGCUUUAUCUGCCUUUACUGCUGUCUGCUUUAUCUGCCUUUACUGCUGUCUGCUUUAUCUGCCUUUACUGCUGUCUGCUUUACUGCUGUCUGCUUUGCUACUGUCUGCUUUAUCUGCCUUUACUGCUGUCUGCUUUACUGCUGUCUGCUUUAUCUGCCUUUACUGCUGUCUGCUUUACUGCUGUCUGCUUUAUCUGCCUUUACUGCUGUCUGCUUUACUGCUGUCUGCUUUAUCUGCCUUUACUGCUGUCUGCUUUACUGCUGUCUGCUUUACUGCUGUCUGCUUUAUCUGCCUUUACUGCUGUCUGCUUUACUGCUGUCUGCUUUACUGCUGUCUGCUUUAUCUGCCUUUACUGCUGUCUGCUUUACUGCUGUCUGCUUUACUGCUGUCUGCUUUAUCUGCCUUUACUGCUGUCUGCUUUACUGCUGUCUGCUUUACUGCUGUCUGCUUUAUCUGCCUUUACUGCUGUCUGCUUUACUGCUGUCUGCUUUAUCUGCCUUUACUGCUGUCUGCUUUACUGCUGUCUGCUUUAUCUGCCUUUACUGCUGUCUGCUUUACUGCUGUCUGCUUUAUCUGCCUUUACUGCUGUCUGCUUUAUCUGCCUUUACUGCUGUCUGCUUUAUCUGCCUUUACUGCUGUCUGCUUUAUCUGCCUUUACUGCUGUCUGCUUUAUCUGCCUUUACUGCUGUCUGCUUUAUCUGCCUUUACUGCUGUCUGCUUUAUCUGCCUUUACUGCUGUCUGCUUUAUCUGCCUUUACUGCUGUCUGCUUUAUCUGCCUUUACUGCUGUCUGCUUUACUGCUGUCUGCUUUAUCUGCCUUUACUGCUGUCUGCUUUACUGCUGUCUGCUUUACUGCUGUCUGCUUUAUCUGCCUUUACUGCUGUCUGCUUUACUGCUGUCUGCUUUACUGCUGUCUGCUUUAUCUGCCUUUACUGCUGUCUGCUUUACUGCUGUCUGCUUUAUCUGCCUUUACUGCUGUCUGCUUUACUGCUGUCUGCUUUACUGCUGUCUGCUUUAUCUGCCUUUACUGCUGUCUGCUUUACUGCUGUCUGCUUUAUCUGCCUUUACUGCUGUCUGCUUUACUGCUGUCUGCUUUAUCUGCCUUUACUGCUGUCUGCUUUACUGCUGUCUGCUUUAUCUGCCUUUACUGCUGUCUGCUUUACUGCUGUCUGCUUUAUCUGCCUUUACUGCUGUCUGCUUUACUGCUGUCUGCUUUAUCUGCCUUUACUGCUGUCUGCUUUACUGCUGUCUGCUUUACUGCUGUCUGCUUUAUCUGCCUUUACUGCUGUCUGCUUUACUGCUGUCUGCUUUACAACUGUCUGCUUUACUGCUGUCUGCUUUAUCUGCCUUUACUGGUAGAUCACAUCUGUUGCCAAAGUAGCUGAUUGCUUUCCUGAAAGUGGUCUGUUUUGAACUGAAACAGCUACUGACAUCCAUGUUCUGAGCAGCCCUUGGCAGGUGUUUAGAUUGUUCAGUUGAUAUGGGUUAUCAGGAUUUGCAGAUAAUGGUAAUGGUGGAAUAUGUACUAUAUGUUUUUCAUGAUGGAUGACAAAAAUUAACCCUGUUUUUAAUAUAUUGAGAUGAAAUUAUGGCUUUUGCUCAUUCUCGCUCUAAAAGACUUUCAAGUUUAAUGGACUAAAACAGUGUAAUUGAUGAGAAGUUAAAAUUGUCCGUACGUUUAAAAAAAAAAAUGUAUGUUCUAAUUAUUUGUCUAUUAUUUACGUUGAAAUCCGUGUCUUCUGUUCAUUCCUCCCAAGCCCUUAUUGUUUGAGGAUCACUAUCUGGUUUAUCUCUAUAUGUGAGUCACAAAUGGCAGCCAGUCCUUGUAACCCUGCACUGCUUUUAAUCAUAGACCUAUGGGCCCAGGUCAAAGUAGUGCACUAUAUAGGGAAUAGGGUGCCAUUUGAUGCAACCUGUCUCUGUAAAGUACGAGAGGGUCAAACAAUUCAUUAUUGAGCCACAAAGCCCCUUAACAUUGGAGAGAACAGGAUUCUAUUUAAGAUAUCUGGCCAAUAAAUAAUGUUUGCUUCCAUCUGAGGGGAACUCGCUAUUCUGCAUUCAAGGUCCCCAUAAUAAAUCAUUUAUGGGGAAACCUCAUUUUGAUUAAUGAUGACAAUGUUUUUUAAUAUAAUGUGUGUAUUUUUUUCUUGUUUUAAUAAUCUCAUCAGUGGUGAUACAUUAGUAGCUGUUUUUAUAAUUAUGCAGUUGAAAUGUUAAAAUGCUCAAUUGCAAAAAUGAAAGGAACAUAUCCAACUGGUAUACAAACUGCCUUACUCCAUGUUUGUGAUUAAAUCAUAUGAAAACA